This is a messenger RNA of Lasiodiplodia theobromae, 1026 nucleotides long. RefSeq names its product Ab hydrolase superfamily protein. Gene Ontology annotation, molecular function: hydrolase activity. The record is from RefSeq and is a predicted model, not a curated record. The transcript has 4 exons. Bases 1 to 1026 code for a protein of 341 amino acids. Lineage: Eukaryota; Fungi; Ascomycota; Dothideomycetes; Botryosphaeriales; Botryosphaeriaceae.
AUGGCAGAAAGCUGGAAAGAACUGGGCAAGAAAGACCCGAAGUAUCAAAAGGCUUACGACACACUUUUGCAAACACCCCGGCCCGCUACACCAGCAGAACUGCGUGCGAUUUACAGCGCAGCCAAAUCUGCAAACGGCAACAGCGGUAGUAGCUAUGAAGACAACGGCCGCAUCAUUGCAGAGGACAUUUCUAUCCCGCUCCGAGACGGCACAACGACCAAAGCACGACUUCACAGGAGUAAGAAGGCAGCUACUGAGCCCGCUCCUCUCGCAGUCAUCAUUCACGGUGGGGGAUAUAUUACUGGAGACCGCUUCGACGAAUCCUGGACUUGCCAGAUUUUGGUCGAGGAAAUCGGUGCCGUCGCGCUGGCGAUCGAGUACCGUCGGGCACCAGAGUAUCCUUUCCCAACGGCAAUCCACGAUGCUUGGGACGCUGUGAAAUGGGCUGCUGAGAGCGCUGAGACACUGGGUGCAGACCCAACAAAGGCAGGCUUUAUCGUAGGUGGUAACUCGGCAGGCGGCAACCUGGCAACAGUCAUCGGAUAUCUCGCCAAGCAAGAAAAUUUCUCGCCAUCUAUCACAGGCUUAGCCAUCCAAGUCCCCGUGAUUUCUGGCGAGGCUGGACUUCCGGAGCACCUUCGUCCGGAGCUGCAAUCGUACGCGGGCAGCGGAGUUGAUGCACCCAUCAUGAACUCCAAUGACGUUCGCAUGUUCCUCGGUCACUACAAUCCAGACCUCACCUCCCCCUUAUUCAAUCCAUGGGCGCAUGGUGUUGACCUGUCCGAAUACCCACCGGUGUUCUUUCAGAUCGCUGGCAUGGAUCCAUUGCGUGACGAAGGUCUGCUUUUCGAACGACAUCUUCGACAGGAAUACAGUGUGGCCACACAGCUGAAGGUUUACUCAGCCCUGCCUCAUGCCUUUUGGUUCAUCCCUUUGCCGGAGUUUGCCGAUGCCAUCGAGCAGGCCAGACUGGACUACCGUCAAGGAGUGCGCUGGCUCGUCGAGCAAACGAAGAGUGAUGCGUAA